Cyprinus carpio (common carp) is the source of this 583-nucleotide messenger RNA. It is a transcript of the gene hbaa2, whose product is annotated as hemoglobin, alpha adult 2. Gene Ontology annotation, biological process: oxygen transport; hydrogen peroxide catabolic process. Gene Ontology annotation, molecular function: heme binding; iron ion binding; oxygen binding. NCBI's taxonomy places the organism in Eukaryota, Metazoa, Chordata, Actinopteri, Cypriniformes, Cyprinidae. The record is from RefSeq and is a predicted model, not a curated record. Gene Ontology annotation, cellular component: hemoglobin complex; haptoglobin-hemoglobin complex; blood microparticle.
CUACACCUAAAACUCUGCUCUUGUAAUAACAAGGUGGAAAAGAUCGGAAAAUGAGCUUGACAGCUAAAGAUAAAGCCGUGGUCAAGGCCUUCUGGGGUAAAAUCUCUAGUAAGGCCGAUGCCAUAGGCCAAGAAGCUCUGGGAAGAAUGCUUACUGUUUACCCUCAGACUAAAAUAUAUUUUGCUCAUUGGCCUGAUCAAUCUCUCGGCUCUGCCCAAGUGAAGAAACACGGCGAAACUGUGAUGGGAGCCAUCACUGAUGCUGUGGGCAAAAUGGAUGAUCUUAUUGGUGGACUGAGCUCCUUGAGUGAUCUCCAUGCCACAAAGCUCCGCAUAGACCCUGGAAACUUCUACAUUCUGACCCAUAACAUCCUCGUGACUCUUGCAGUUAAUUUCCCUGCUGACUUCACCGCAGAAGUGCACGUGGCCGUGGACAAGUUCCUUGCGGCUCUGUCUGCAGCCCUCGCUGAUAAAUACAGAUAAACUCAUCACUCCGGGGCUUCUCGUGCAUCUGCAAACAGAGGCACUUCAAACGAUAAAGCUAAAAUAUCAGAUGGAAUUAAUAAACUCUAUAACAAUCAAAA